AGCUUUGUGUGUGUUUGAGCUGUUUGUGUAGAAUAUCAAGAGAUUAAAUAUUGGUGUCAAUUUAUGGCGGCAGCCACCACGUCAAAACUUGAAAAAAACAAAAUGGCGAAUGAUAAACUGGAAACUUCUGAAGGUUGUAGAGUUCCAGUAAAAUUCAAGAAUACUGACGAAUAUCGUUGGGCAGAGAUCUUGAGCAAGAAGGAAGGAGAUGGUCCUCCAAUAUACUACAUACAUUAUGAGGACUUCAACAAGCGGCUGGAUGAAUGGGUGGGUGAAGACAGGAUGGACCUGAAGAAACUAGAACUUCCUAAAAAGGAGGCCAAGACACCAGUUAAGGAUGGUAAAAGUACAAUGAAUGGUUCACGUCCUGUAACUCCUGAGAGAGACAUGGUUGUGAGUAAUGAACCUCUGCCUAUUGUGUCUACCCCUACACAGAAUGGGUCUGCCCUGAAACCCCCUAAAUCUGGUGUUGGACGAAAACGCAAGGUGGAUGAGGAAAUAUGUGACCAAGUUGAGGAGAUGAAAGCCCCGCGACAGACAGGCUCAAUGGUGGUUCACCAUGACGAUAUAGUAACAAGGAUGAAGAAUGUAGAUAUGAUAGAGUUAGGACGACACCGGAUAAAACCCUGGUACUUCUCCCCAUACCCCCAGGAAUUGACAAGUGAACCAAUAGUUUACAUUUGUGAGUUCUGUUUAAAAUAUGUGAAAAGUCACAAAUGCUUGGAAAGGCACUUGUCCAAGUGUGUAUUCAGACAUCCUCCUGGUAAUGAGAUAUACAGAAAGGGAAACAUAUCAUUCUUUGAAAUCGAUGGAAGAAAAAAUAAAAACUAUGCCCAGAACUUAUGUUUACUUGCUAAACUAUUCCUGGACCACAAAACUCUAUAUUACGAUACAGAUCCUUUCCUGUUUUACAUCAUGUGUGAGCUGGACACCAUAGGCUACCACAUCAUAGGAUACUUCUCAAAGGAAAAAGAAUCAUCAGAAGAUUACAAUGUUGCAUGUAUUCUCACUCUGCCACCAUACCAGAAGAAAGGCUAUGGAAAAGUUCUCAUACAAUUCAGCUAUGAACUUUCAAAGUUUGAAGGUAAAACAGGGUCACCCGAAAAGCCACUGUCAGAUCUUGGUCUGCUAUCUUAUAGAAGCUACUGGUCACAGACAAUCCUUGAUAUUCUCAUUUCACUGAAGCCCACUGUGUCGGGAGAGCAGCCAUGCAUGACUAUCAAUGAAAUAUCUGAAAUGACAAGCAUAAAGAAAGAAGACGUUAUCUCCACAUUACAACAUCUCAACCUCAUCAAUUACUACAAAGGACAAUAUAUAAUACAGCUAACCAGGGAUGCAUUGGACUCACAUUCUAAAGCUAUGGCUAAGAAAAAAAUCAAAAUAGACCCCAAGUGUUUGCAUUGGCAACCUAAAGACUGGAGUAAGAGGGGGAAAUGGUAGUUAUGGAGCUAUUUUAAAAGGAAAAUCUUGCACAGUUAGUGAUUGUAUCAAACUUUCAAACAAAGAUAAAAGGGAAAGGUUGGAUGUUAGAUGGUCAUCGGAGAUCUCAGUUGAGGCCUACCCCAACCUGGUCAUUACAUUAAAUUCUUUGUAAUUAUUUUGGAAAUAAUAGUUACAGUCCAUUUCAGUUUGGCUCUAUGUUGUUAAAAUUGAAAAAUUAAGCAUCAAAAAAGACCACUGUGCAAUAUCAUAUGGAAAAAUAUAUUUGUAUUUUACAUGCAAAACAUUGUAUAUAUUUUUGAAUUAGUUUUAUGUGCAAAAAACGUUGCUACUUGUAGUUUAGGAAAUUUCAGCCAUGUUAUUUCUUGAAAAUUAUAUGUCAGAGAAGCAUCAAAAUGCUAGAGGCCACACAUUUUAUUAGCCAAACCACAACCAAUCCAAGAUAUACAAAUGUAUUGUGUGUAGAAUAUUAAAGUAUUUUUCAAGAUGAUACUGCACUAUGUUCUUUUGAUUGUGGUAUAACUCAAUCGAAAUAGACUAUAGGCAAAUGUUGCGUUGCUUUGUAGAGAUAAAACAUUCACAAUCAUGUU
Molecule: messenger RNA, 2030 nt
Organism: Owenia fusiformis
Lineage: Eukaryota; Metazoa; Annelida; Polychaeta; Sabellida; Oweniidae
Source: the annotation of a GenBank genome assembly